Rodentolepis nana is the source of this 453-nucleotide messenger RNA. The record is from the annotation of a GenBank genome assembly. NCBI's taxonomy places the organism in Eukaryota, Metazoa, Platyhelminthes, Cestoda, Cyclophyllidea, Hymenolepididae.
AUGGAUACACGUAUAAUUGACGAAAUAGCCAAUUCUGGCGCUUCCGUUGGCACUGACAAGUCCUGCCAGGAUGAUGAUUUCGUGGAUCGAGUUAACCAUACUUACACAAUGAAUCUAAUAAUGUUUUUCACCGCUGUAGUUCUUUCUCGUCAGUUCGUGGGCAAGCCGAUUAGUUGCUGGAUUCCAAAUGAUUUUACAGGGGCUCAAGGAGAGUAUGCAGAAACAGUUUGCUGGGUGACUUCUACGUACUUUAUUCCCCCUGCCCAAGCUACCGUGCCAAUCGAGGAAGAUGUUCGGUAUGAGAAGAAGAUAUACUAUCAAUGGGUUCCUUUUAUUCUAAUGAUUCAAGCGGCACUCUUUGUUGUACCUUGCAUUGUAUGGAGGCUAUUCAAUGCUCAGUCAAGAAUUAAUGUAAGUUGGCUGAUGUCCACUGGUCUCAAAUCAAACCACUAA